Messenger RNA from Brassica napus (rape), 2163 nucleotides. RefSeq lists its product as uncharacterized. The record is from RefSeq and is a predicted model, not a curated record. The transcript has 2 exons. The coding region runs from base 1161 to 1955 and encodes 264 amino acids. Lineage: Eukaryota; Viridiplantae; Streptophyta; Magnoliopsida; Brassicales; Brassicaceae.
AUUUUCAUAGGAAAUCUAAGAUUUAGUAAGGUUUUUUCUCUCUCUUUCUAUGCGACAACGGCGGCGAUCGAAUUUGCGAUCUAGGGUUUUCACAUGGUUUCUCGGCGGUGGGAUCCUGGAAUUGGAGAGGUGGUGAGAGUUGGGGCAGAUACUAAUCAUGAUCAGAAGCGUGGAGACAUGAUUCGGGAUUGCGGAGGCAAGAUCGGAAUCGAAUCGAUAUUAGGCAAGGAGAUAUUUGGGAGUUUAAGGAUUUGUGGAAUGGUGGGGAUUUGGAUACCAUUUUCGAUCAUCAUUAUGACGAAAUGGCGACUCUACCGAGAGCCAGUUGUUGGGCAACAUUGGUGAGAUGAGGAGUGGCGAGGGAACACGCAAAAGGCUGAAGCUCUCGGUGCCUCACUUUGAUAACUCGGCGUUGAUCAAAACAUACGCCAAAACCUUGAUUGGCCGAUAUAUGAAUCCGGAAGAGCAAGAUAUGGGGGCGCUGAUUACGAAUCUGCCUAAGAUUUAGAAAUUGGAAGAGAGGGUUACUGGUACGGACUUGGGACUUGGCAAGUUCCAGUUUGACUUUGAGAAGGAGGAGGACAUUGAGAUGGUCCUGAAGCAUCAACCCUAUCAUUUUGAUUACUGGAUGCUUGCUCUUGCAAGAUGGCAACCAAAGAAGUCUCAGCUUUAUCCUUCGGAAAUUCCUUUUUGGGUCAGAGUUUUAGGAGCACCGAUGGAGUUCAGGACGGUUCCCACAUUUGAGAGCAUUGGGAAUGCCAUUGGAAGGACGGUGACUGUUGAUGUGGAUCACGCUCGCAUUCAGGUGGUGGUAGAUGGCUUUAAAGAGCUAUGUCUGGAGACUACAGUUGACUUCAUAGGGGGGAAUUCUAUGAUGGAGAAGAGGCUCCAGUCUAAUUACGGUACGAGAAGUUGUUUGGGCACUAUAAAGUCUGCUCAAGUCUGUCACAAGGACGGAAAAUGUCCUCUAGACAAGAAGUAUGGCAAGCAAAGUCCAAAGAGAAAGAGGGAGGCUAGGGAGGGCAAUGGCGGAUGGCUAGAGGAGAUGAGGCAUGAGGACAUGGCUAGGAGUUAUAAAGGUGUAGUUAUUAACGGUGCUGCGAAUCAAUACAACAAAGAAAGGGAAGGGUAGAGAUUACUACAGAAAGGGAAAGGGCAAGAUGGGCCAAGAUUCUGAGUUCAAAUGGAAGAAGGUAGCAGAAAAGGGUUCUAUGCAAUCUGCCCAUCGAGGGAACUAUAGAGGGGAUGGUGACACUUCGAAGCAGAGACUUCCUAGCAAAGAGGAUACUCGCGUUGCGGAGCACGAGGUGCGUGUUCAAGGUCCCUCUGGACAGUCAAGAUUAUUUCAUGGCCAUUUGAGUGAGGAUGCUCGGGAGGAGGGGGAGAUCGUGCCAGAGGGGAAGAGUCUCAUGCCUCUACCUUCUCAAGAAUUCCAAGCACAAUUGGAGAGGACUCAGACAGUUGGGAAGAAGGUAAUUUCGGAUACGGUUGAUGCGGAGGAAGGAUUACAGAUGGUUAAGGGCUUGGUGGAGGAUCAAUCUGCUGCUGCAAAUGACCACAUCAUGGAGUGGGACGAGAUUCGAGCAACUUUUCUCGAGCAUGGAAUUGACAUGGAUGCAGCAGAUGAUUUACACGAUGUUUCUGAAAUGGAAGUUGAGGAGGAGAGUAUGGGCCAGGAGGAGGAGAAGAUCAAUCAAGUAGAUGAGAUGCAGCAUGUAACAGAUGGGGAAAAAGGACAGGGAGUAGGAGAUGCGGCGCUGAAGCAAGGAGCUAAGAAGAAGCAGUCUAAGCUGAUGGUGACCACAGCAGCAAGUACCAAGAUGAGGACUGCAAAUUCGUUUGUCUCACCACAAAAGCGUGCUGCAGCCAGGAUAAGCUCUCGUUAUGGUGAGACCAGCAAACAGCGAGAGAAAAAGGGCACGUCAAACCCGAGCUCAGAUCAUUCUAAGACUUAGUUAAUGGAUCAAGCCGUAAUAGCAGUAUGUUGCAGGUGAACUUUGGUUUUUAGGUGGGUGUUUUUACGUUAUUUAAUAAGCUCUAUGAGCAUCUAUUUCGUAUUUGGAGUCAAGGAUUUUCUAUCCUUAGUUGAUUUAUUUUUAAUCUGGUUAUUUGAGUUGUGUACUGUUUGGAUUAUGCUUUGGAAUAUUAGUGGUGUUUUGGCUU